Messenger RNA from Cooperia oncophora, 654 nucleotides. The record is from the annotation of a GenBank genome assembly. NCBI's taxonomy places the organism in Eukaryota, Metazoa, Nematoda, Chromadorea, Rhabditida, Trichostrongylidae.
AUGGAAGAGUACACAACUCAUGGAUUCACCCUCAUCAGUGCUGUUCUGGAGAAGGCCUCAGGAAAGGAUUUCAAGAAGUUGAUUGAAGACCUUACGUUCGAUUUAGGGAUGAGGAACACUACUCUAGACACCAAUUCUAAAAUCAUCCCACAUCGCACAAACUACUAUAACGUACAAGAAACAACAUCUGGAGAUUGCCCUGAAGUGGACAACUCUUACAAGUGGGCAGGCGGCGGUCUACUUUCCAACGUGAAGGAUCUUCUCAUUUUUGCUAAUGCUAUCCUCUACAGCCAUCAAGCUGGUCCAAAUGCCAAAAAUGCUCUCCUGAAAAAAGACGUAAUCCAACAACUAUGGGAAGGAGAAAUAUCGGUGAACAACAGGACGCUUGCUGGACUUGGCUGGAUGCGAAUACCUGCCGCAGAUGACUACUGCGGAAGCGAGAAAGCCAGCUCACUUGGCGGGCUCUGGUAUCAUACGGGUGCAGCUGUUGGCGCGUCAUCGGUACUACUUAUACGUCCAAAAUCGUCAAAAUUGCCUAAUCAAGAACCUCCAGCUGGUGUGUGCGUGGUGAUGUUAUGCAACCUUCAAGACACUUCAUUACUCAAUUUGGCCAAAGAAGUUCGAGGAAAUAUUCAGAGAUUGAGCCUAACUUAG